AUGACGGUGGGUGCGCGGCUGGGCGCCAAGGCGAGGGGCAGGUACUCCCGCCGCGGGCCCGGCGACGACCAGGUCUCUAUCCUGCCCGGCGAGGAGGAGGAGGAGGCGGCGGUGGCUGGGGGCAGCGCGGGGGCCCCGCUGGAGGAGGAGGAGGGCGCUGCCUCCAGGAAGGUGCGCUUCGCCCUCCUGCCCGACUGCUACGAGCCGCUGCGCCCGCCGCGGGCCGCCGGCAAGCGGCCCUACGGGAAACGGCUGAAGAAGUACGGGAAGAAUGUCGGCAAAGCUCUGCAGAAGGGAUGCCGCUACUUGGUGGUCGGUCUGCAAGGAUUAGCGGCGGCCUAUUCCGCUCCCUUUGGAGUGGCAGCGCAGGUGGCAUCCUUCGUCCGCUAGCGCAGUUCCACGCGCCCCACCAGGGAGGACGGGAGGCCAUUGCUGCUUUCUUAGGAUUAAAUCUGAGGCCCGCAUCUGAGAAACCUCUUGGACAAACAGUCCCAGCUCCCAGCCCCUUCCCCAGGACUGAGUGCUCUUCUCUGCAAAAACUUCCAGCGCUUUAUAAAAUCAGAUCGGGUUGAAGAAAUGCAAGGAUAAGGAAAUAAUCUUCGACUAAUUGAGCUGAAGUUUGUUCUCGGACAUGAGUUGGUUUUCUAGAGCUUUGUGCUGUGUGUGGAAGGGAGCCAAGGACGGAUGGAAAAGCAAGUAGAUGAGGGAGAGAGAAAUGAAGGAAAAUAGAGGACGGGAGGGCAGCUGGGGAUGUGGAGAUCUGAGUAUGGCUAGUGAGAGGAAUUGUCAAAGCAGUGGAGGAAACAGAUAACGAGGGAUCAGGAAAAGGUAGUCUUUGGUUUUCUGAGGUCUUCCUCCCCCGAGAGGGUUAAGAUUAUGAGUAUACUUAAAAAUAUACUUGGAUGUAAAUGGACUAUGGUCUGAGACACGGAGAGCUUUGCUGCAUCACGGUUGUUCAUUUCAAACACUGGACAUAAUGAGCCUUUAAAUCUUAAGACUGAUGUAAAAAUCCAGAAAGAAAAUGAGGUGUCUUUGUCUUCUGAUUUUGGGGCAUUAAAGGUUCACUGUGAUUAAUACUUUAAACUUUUCCUCUGCUGCUGUGAAAUCUGCAUAUAUUUUUUUACUGAGAACGGAGUUUAUAUCUGACAUACCUGAUUCUGGAAGCUGGGGCAUGAGAACACCCAGUUCUGUGGUGUUCACCAGGAAAAAAAAUGGAUUAGCAGCUGCAUCUGAAAAAAACCUACAUACAGCGUUUGGUAUAAGAAGGUACAACCGUUUUAUAUAAGAAUGGGGCCAAAUAACCUGCCAGCUACUUCAUUUCCGUAUGUGGAAGUUGUAGCUAGAGGAUGUCAACAUCAGAUGGCUCAGCUCAGUGGUGCGGAUGGAGCAGCUUCCGUGUCACACCUCCAGGGAUAUAAAUCCUGUACUGAUGACACAGGAAAAAGGGGGUUUAUGGGCCUUCAAAAUUCUGUGGGUUUUGGUUUUUUUUCUGUCAGUCUUUUGUGGUAGCAGUAAAUGAUUUCCCUGCUAGCACUUUCUCUGUAUUACAGAUCUUUCUAGUUUUGAUAGUAGUGUUGUAAUCAAGGAGUUGACUUAUCUGGAAAAAAAUGCUGUUCAUUUGCUUUCUUUGCCUUUUUUGAAUGAAGGGGUUUGCAUGUCUUAGCAAACCACACUAUUUCUUUUACAUGUACAAAUGAAAUAAAGGUGGAUUUUUUUUU
Molecule: messenger RNA, 1718 nt
Organism: Gymnogyps californianus (California condor)
Lineage: Eukaryota; Metazoa; Chordata; Aves; Accipitriformes; Cathartidae
Gene: C3H1orf115
Product: chromosome 3 C1orf115 homolog
Exons: 2
Coding region: 1-390 (129 amino acids)
Source: RefSeq, a predicted model, not a curated record